UCUUCGGAUCAAAGGCUGGUGUGGCGCUGUUGCCGUAGGAUGUGCAGAGUGCAGCCUGCUGCUUUCUUUACGGACGCUUCUUGUAUCGUCUGGAUAUCGCUGAUUUCUGGAUUAUAAAUACAUUUGAUGGUUUUCAAUCCCAACUCAAUGCAGAGAAAUGGGUAAACUUCACUCGAAACAUGCUGCGAUUUGUAAACCGAGGGAAAGUCCGGAAGGCGACAGUUUUGUAGUUAAUGCCUGUUUGGCAAGGAAAGGAAUUGACGAUUGGCUCGUGAAACAGAAAUACUAUUGCUCACGGCUUGAGCAACAGGACUGUCACCACACGAAUAAAUGCGGCUUGUCUACUCGGGAGGUGUUGGACAAGGCGUGUGCAGAGGGGAUCAGUGAUGAACAUUACCGUUUAGAAGUUGCUCUGCCCCCGGAGAAGACGGUGGACAGUUGCUGUGUGGAGGAGAAGAUGCAGGGGAGAGCGAGCCAGGUGCCAACAGGCACACAGAAACAGCUCCAGUUGGAAGAGCUUGAGUGUGCCGUCUCUGUAGAGGAAGACAACAGACAGGAGUGGACAUUCACGCUGUAUGAUUUUGACAACAAUGGCAAGGUCACCAGAGAGGACAUCACCAGCCUGCUCCACACCAUCUAUGAGGUGGUGGACACAUCGGUCAACCAUUCCCCCAGCAGCAGCAAGACACUGCGGGUCAAGCUCUCUGUGGCCCCCGACUCCAGCCAGCGCUGGCGGAGCUGCACUCAGGGCCCCGCAGACAUGCCCCACCCCAGAACCAAGACUGACAAGUGCAUUGAAGACCUUAAAAGUGCAGAGAAGAAGUCUCGAGCCCUCCUCAGGCGCCAUCACAGUGACCACCACACUAUCCAGCACCAGGUUCUGACCCAGCAGGGUCAGAGUCAGGGCUGCCAGCGCCACUGUGUGGAUGAGAACCUGGAGCGCAGGAACCACUACCUCGACCUGGCUGGCAUCGAGAAUUACACAUCCCGCUUUGGAGCAGCCCCCACCACAGAGCCUGUGAAAGCAGAGCCACAGACCCGACCAUCGAACCAGACCAGGUCUCGCUCUCAUGAACCAGAGAACGGCCACACCUACUCCCACCACCGUCGCUCACAGGUGGCCAUGGAGAGCAGCGCCGCCCCAGGCCCUGACACCCUUUGUCCCCCACGACCGAGUAAAGACUCAGGUAAACACGCCCUGCGCUCCCCCAAGACCCACAGCCGGACACACCCCACACAGACCACCACGGGCAGGGUGAUGAGGAGCAGAGGGGCCCCACCUCCCCCGGCCCUACCCAGCCAGGCCCCCCCUCACCAGUCCUCAGCCCCCUACCGCAGGCACAAGCAGAGGGCCAGGGAGGGCCAGCAGCAGUACCAGGCCCUGGGGGCUCCAGUGGGGCCUGUGGUGGAGAAGGAGCAGGUGAGGGUCCUACCCAGUGUGCUCCUCUAUGAAGGAGGGCUGGCCCAGAUGGUUCAAAGGCACGAGCAUCAUCACCACCAUGAACACCACCACCACUACCACCACUUCUACCAGUCCUGAGGCAGCCAGCCAGCUCCCUGCCCUGCUGCACCAGAGCACCUUCUCACAGCCCCACCUCAACCUGGCUCCACUGCCAGGCCAGUAGACCCUACAGACAGACAGACAGGCCCCUCCCACACAGCACAGCAACAGCACAGCCAGAACUGUGUCACUGUUAGGGGGAGUUGGGUCUUGCAUGGCCCUGUGGGCUAAGAGGACAGGACAUCAAGAGGAGUUGGACAGACAGGGGGAGGACAAGGGGAGGUGCAGGGUGAAGAGGGUUAUUAUGGGGUUGUCCAGGCAUGAAGAGUUCCUGUGAGUCAGCGGGACAGUCUUGGUCUUCAGGUGUGCCAGGAACCAGGAGUAGGACACGGCAGAGGGAUGUAACAGGGGAGCCUGAGAGGAAUAAAAGGAGAAAAGAGACUUGGCUGUAAAUCCUUCAGAGGACUCUUCUCAAUCCUCUCUGUCUGUCUGGUUCUCUGAAAGCCUCUACUCUGAUGGACUAGGUGACUUUACGAAGCCAUACUGGCACUGCCAUCCUCACAUACCUCUACGUUUUGGGCAAUGAGAGGUGAGGGUCUGGUUUGGAGAGCGAGAGAGAUUUGUGUGUAUGAAUAUACAGUGUGUGUGAGAGCAUGUGUUACCUGUCUGCUGUGACGCCACUGAAAACCACUUGAAAAGCACUUGUGGCUGCAGUUGCAUUGGAGACACUUUGGGCUGUCAGAACAGAGGGCUGACAGGCAUCGGCUGGAUAUGAUGAAGACGAGAUCAUCCAGCUCCUGAAUCUCACAUGCAAUACAGGACCCUCCCUGAGAGAACGAUGUUGAAAUGUUCAGUGAGAAUAGAAGACUGUAAUCAGCUGCUACCUCUAGUGUUAUUAAUGGUGUUAUUAUCGUUGUUAAUAAUCAGAUGCUAUUUUUCAGUUACAUGUUGUUUUAUUUUUUAAAGAUGACACAAUCUGCAGUAAUGUAGUGUUGAAACGCUCCUACAUGUUUUACCUACAUAUUGUAUAUAUUAUCAACAUUAUAAUCUUUAUUUAUAAUGUGACGUUUGUAUCAACAAUCUACAUUUAUUUCUCACUCAACCCCAUUUUCCCGAUGUACCCUAUUGAAAGACCACUAUGUAUUCAAUUUAGACCAUCAAAGAUACAACUCUGACUCCCUCUAAUAUCACCACCUAAUAUCACCACACACAGUUCUUUCACACAAAUGGUCAGUGUACACCUUCUCAAGUACAUCUCUGCCUUCUGAACAGUGUCUGUCUAAUCGUUGUGGUUAGCAGUUCACAGUAAGGCUCUUUCUCAAUAGCUGAAUCAUAAGUAUGUAGUGGUUGACAAUCCACAGCAGUCCCAUGAUCCUCCAGGUCUGAUCAUAACACAUGACCCUAACCGCUGUCCCCUCAUGAGGCAUCCCCCUGUCCCCAGCUGUCAGCACCUGUUUCACCGGGCCGCCAUCACGCCAUGUGUCCCCAGCACUCAGGCAACAAGGCUCUGUUUAUGACGCUGGCUGGACUGGGAUGGAGGCUCUCAGCUGUCUGUCUCAUUCCUCUGGUGCGAGGUGACACCAGGCCCUGCCCGCAGGCUCCACCAGGACCAUAACUCACCCUGCUGAAGGCCUGCUGUCGGGUAGGCAGCUCCAACCACACAGGAUCUCUCAGAUCUUCUCCCACCUUAGGUGAACCAUCAGAGCCCUUACACCACUGUUUACACCACUGUUUGCUUUUACUACAAGUUUCCGUUAGUGUGUGUUUUGGGUCAGUUGAGGGAAUCUGGUGCAUUCCAGGUUUGUCCUGAGCUCCAGUGCUGCACUCCCUCACACAGCUGCAGGCUGUGCAUUAGCAGAGGCACCAAUCAGGUUGGCCUCACCACGGGACACAGUCACCCCCAAGGGGAACGCAGCUGCACCCCAUUCCAUAGCCCCUCUCUCCCCUAGAAUGCCGCCGCUCUGCGAUCUGCUUGGCACUAGCAUCUGUCUGGAUUAGCAUGGCAGCACCCCAUCUGACAGGGCCCAUCGCAAUACUGUAACUCAUGUUGUUGUCUUCACACCACAACAACACCACAGCUAAACAGUACAGGUGUUGAUACUAGCACCUGCCCAUAGGAUAGACAUGCUUCAGGUGGAAAUGGCUUGUGGCUGCAUUGGGGACUAUAUCACGCCAGUGAGAGGCAGAGAGAGGGCUUGCGUCUCCCUUCAUGGUGGUCCUCAUUAGGCGUGUGUGUGUGUGUGUGAAGGUGUCUGCAGUGAUCCCCUCAGACAGACACCAUGGCUAAUAGGCAGGGAUCUGCUUGGGUUCUCAUCCUCAGUUAAACUUACAAUCCCUCCGCCAUCUUCCCCCAACACUACAGACACUAGAUGAAUGGUGCCAUGUGCCUCUAGAGUACUGUGGUAUUAGUGGGGCAGCCACAGGAACAGAUAUCUCUGUGGUGCUUUUGAAAUGCAGCCCUAUUCCCUAUAUGAUGUACAACUUCUGAACAGGGCCCAGGGUCUGGUCAAAAGUAGUGCACUGUGCCUCUGUAAAGGGACACUCCAGCUUCACCGGCAUCUAAAGUUCUGCUCCAGAAUGCUCUACUGUAUCUUCUCCAUCUGUAAAUGAUUUCAAUUUGGAUAUUUACAGACAAGACUGAAUUUAAUUGUCUCACUGUAUUCCACCACUUCUCCAUCUGUAAAUGAUUUCAGUUUCGGUAUUUACAGACAAGACUGAAUUUAAUUGUCUCACUGUAUUCCACCACUUCUCCAUCUGUAAAUGUUUUCAGUUUCGGUAUUUACAGACAAGACUGAAUUUAAUUGUCUCACUGUAUUCCACCACUUCUCCAUCUGUAAAUGUUUUCAGUUUCGGUAUUUACAGACAAGACUGAAUUUAAUUGUCUCACUGUAUUCCACCACUUCUCCAUCUGUAAAUGUUUUCAGUUUCGGUAUUUACAGACAAGACUGAAUUUAAUUGUCUCACUGUAUUCCACCACUUCUCCAUCUGUAAAUGAUUUCAGUUUCGGUAUUUACAGACAAGACUGAAUUUAAUUGUCUCACUGUAUUCCACCACUUCUCCAUCUGUAAAUGUUUUCAGUUUCGGUAUUUACAGACAAGACUGAAUUUAAUUGUCUCACUGUAUUCCACCACUUCUCCAUCUGUAAAUGUUUUCAGUUUCGGUAUUUACAGACAAGACUGAAUUUAAUUGUCUCACUGUAUUCCACCACUUCUCCAUCUGUAAAUGUUUUCAGUUUCGGUAUUUACAGACAAGACUGAAUUUAAUUGUCUCACUGUAUUCCACCACUUCUCCAUCUGUAAAUGUUUUCAGUUUCGGUAUUUACAGACAAGACUGAAUUUAAUUGUCUCACUGUAUUCCACCACUUCUCCAUCUGUAAAUGAUUUCAGUUUCGGUAUUUACAGACAAGACUGAAUUUAAUUGUCUCACUGUAUUCCACCACUAAGUUAUGUUUUGUAAAAUUAACGUAUCUCCAUGUUAAACUAAUGUAAAUAGUAUAUGGACUGCAGAAAGGUUAUACCAGUAUCGUGUAGAAGGAAUAAACGUAUUUAUAAUAAUUGAAUGACUAAGCAAAUAUACAGUAUUUUUGCCAAGCUAUCACACUUGCCUGCUAUUUUGUCACUUCUCUACAGUAUCCGCUGUGCCAAUCAGUGCUAUCAGGGAAGGGUAGUUGUCUCUCUCUCUCUCACUUCCUUCACUUCUUCUUGGUGAUUGUUGUAAAUGAAACAUGUCUAACACUUGCUGUUCAGUUCCUCAAUAGCAGACCAGACCCUUUCUCUCUUUUCCCUAAUGGCUUUUUCAUGACUUUCAUGACUGUUUAUAUAGAUAUUGCUUUAUUUAUUUGAUAGCAGAACUGUGCCAAGGGUGAUACCCUUUCAUUAAAGUAUGAACCUGUU
This is a messenger RNA of Oncorhynchus mykiss (rainbow trout), 5394 nucleotides long. Its product is annotated as protein naked cuticle homolog 1. The record is from RefSeq and is a predicted model, not a curated record. Gene Ontology annotation, cellular component: cytoplasm. Gene Ontology annotation, molecular function: calcium ion binding. Gene Ontology annotation, biological process: negative regulation of Wnt signaling pathway. NCBI's taxonomy places the organism in Eukaryota, Metazoa, Chordata, Actinopteri, Salmoniformes, Salmonidae.